AUGACUGGGAGGAAGGAAGGAUCGACCCACCGCGAAAGGCCGACUUGCUUUUGCACAAGCCUCCACUGGACGGCGACCGAAUCCUGGUGCGGAUUACAACACAUCAUAAGUCGGACUGGCGACAUCCCGCGAUGCAAGCUGCAAGAAGAUAUUGACGUCCAAGAUCUGAAAGCCACAACCUUGUUGCGAUUUCCAAUGGGCAACAAACUGAUCAGCCAAGACCCACCAUGGCUUGUUUUCUGGUUGACAGGUGACAACCACUAUCGUUGUAUCGUUGGCCCCGUGUGGCAAUAUACUUUCGAGUCUCCGACCGCAACACCAAAUCAGGCAACAGGGCAGCCUAUCAGAUCGGAUCUGUCCCCAGGAAAGGUUGAGGCACAGACCAACAAACUGGCCGAUCAACCCAAUCCACCCUGA
Aspergillus puulaauensis is the source of this 417-nucleotide messenger RNA. RefSeq lists its product as uncharacterized. The record is from RefSeq and is a predicted model, not a curated record. Bases 1 to 417 code for a protein of 138 amino acids. NCBI's taxonomy places the organism in Eukaryota, Fungi, Ascomycota, Eurotiomycetes, Eurotiales, Aspergillaceae. The transcript has a single exon.